AUUGCCUGCUCCACCUGUACCACCUUCAGCAGCAGCAAUGAGGAUCCUGGUGUGCGUGUUACUGUUUGGACUGGCUCUGGCCGAGGAGAAGCAGGUGGAGAAACGGGGAGUGGUUGGCUCCCUGGGUAGCUAUGGCGGAGGCGGCUAUAUCGACCAUGGAAUCGGAGCCAGCAGCUACAACAGUGGCGGCAGCAGCGGUGGUUAUGGGGGCGGCUAUGGGGGCGGCUUUGGUGGUGGUUAUGGAGGCGGCUAUGGAGGUGGCAUCAGCUCUGCAGUUGGAGGAGGUCAAGUGACCAACAUCGCCAUCACCAAGCAGGUCCCUAUCCCGUACCCAGUACCAGUGCAGCGUACUGUCCCAGUACCAGUCAGGGUUCCUGUCACGGUGCCAGUCAACAGGCCGGUACCAGUGCCCGUCCCACAGCCAUACCCUGUCCCCGUGCAGAGGCCAGUCCCAGUACCCGUGAGCGUCCCUAGCCCAGUCCCCGUACCAGUACCACAGCCCGUCGUCGUCAACCAGCCGGUACCUGUCGUCGUGGGAGGCGGAGCUGGUGUCGGCGGAGGGCUCGGAGGCGGCUACGGAGGCGGCAUUGGUGGAGGCUACAGUGGAGGCUACGGAGGAGCCAUCGGCGGUGACUACGGCGGUGGCUACGGCGGUGGCUACGGCGGUGGCUACUCUGGAGGCAUUUCUGGAGGCUAUGGAGGCUACGGGAAAUACAGCCACUAACAUCAGCAGCUGAACCCAACACCUUAGACGAAACAUACCACCAGAGAUUAAUUGUAUAUUUCUUACAAUAUUUUGUAACUGCAUUAGAAAAUAAAAAUCAUUCGUAAAAUAAA
Molecule: messenger RNA, 837 nt
Organism: Schistocerca nitens (vagrant locust)
Lineage: Eukaryota; Metazoa; Arthropoda; Insecta; Orthoptera; Acrididae
Product: acanthoscurrin-1-like
Exons: 2
Coding region: 38-724 (228 amino acids)
Source: RefSeq, a predicted model, not a curated record